Messenger RNA from Mycosarcoma maydis (corn smut), 3948 nucleotides. RefSeq names its product mismatch repair ATPase MSH6. Gene Ontology annotation, biological process: mismatch repair. NCBI's taxonomy places the organism in Eukaryota, Fungi, Basidiomycota, Ustilaginomycetes, Ustilaginales. The coding region runs from base 1 to 3948 and encodes 1315 amino acids. Gene Ontology annotation, molecular function: ATP-dependent DNA damage sensor activity; ATP binding; mismatched DNA binding. Gene Ontology annotation, cellular component: nucleus; MutSalpha complex. The transcript has 2 exons. The record is from RefSeq and is a predicted model, not a curated record.
AUGCCUGGCAAGGCACGUCCUGGCACCAAGCAGUCGUCGCUGCUUGGCUUCUUCUCCAAAGUCGCUCCUGCGCAACCCCCAUCGUCAAAAGCAUCGCCGCCGCAGCCUCCUUUUGCACAGAAACCACAACAAAAGGGCUCGAGCGGGAAGGCUUCCGAAUCUCCCAAGGUAGCCGAGCCAUCCAAGGUUCAACCCCUCGAGACGCCCCCGCCAAGCGAGUCCAAAUUCAGCACUCGCUCCUCUCGACUACCUCCCACAGGUGACGAUUCUGGAGCCGCAGCAGGUAGGCCACCGUCCUCCUCACCUACCCUUCACCGCUCCAGCUCGCUCUCAACCGAAAGUCUAGUCACCGCCCCACGAGCUGUUGCACCUGCAAACAAGUCUUCCGAGUCUGACAAUCUUACCCCUCCGCCCAGCAGCGACGUGGACGACAUGGACAUCGACGAUGCUGGAGAAAUUGAGCAGCCCCUCUUUCGUCGACGCGCUGCAGCUAAGCGACCUGUGACGUACGCGGAAUCCGACUCUGAGGGUGGUGCGGCCAUCGACAGCGAUAGCGAAGACGAAAUGCCCAGAUUUUCCAAUAGCAGAAAGCCUAGUUCGGCCAAGCGAGCUCGCAAGACCCGCGACGAGGAUGACUUCAUCGUUCCAGAAGACCACGACGAAGAGGACGAGGAGCUUCCGAUGGAUGCAGCCAACUUGUCCGAAUUGGACGAAGGUCCAGCAAGCGAAGGCGAAGGCGACAGCGAUGUAGGCGAGUUCAGCAAGCGAAGCAAACCUGGUACAGCCAAGGCGAACAAGAAACAUACUGGAGCGUCUCCAGCCUCUGCUGCCACUACCUCGCGACCAUCCGGAGCCAAAUCGGCGCUCAAUGCCUUCAAGCUCGGCAACAGUUCAUCGGGAUCUUCGUCCUCCAGUCCUUUCUACCCAAGCGGUGCCAGCAAAGGCGCGACCCGUAGUGGAGCUUCCUCGGUAUCUCUCUCUCAUCUCACCAAAGCUGAACGCCGUAUCAUCGAAGAGAAGCGCAAGAAGGCCGACAACGAAGAGGCGUACAGUUUCCUGCUUGACCUGCGUGACAGGGACGGCAAUCGACCUGGCGACGCAGAGUACGACUCUCGCACCGUCUACAUCCCCAAAUCUGCCUGGAAAGACUUUACGCCGUUCGAGAGGCAAUUUUGGGAGAUCAAGCAGAAUCAUUGGGACACGGUGCUCUUCUUCCAAAAGGGCAAAUUCUACGAGCUUUAUGAGGAGGACGCGCUGAUCGGUCACCGCGAAUUCGAUCUCAAACUUACGGACAGAGUCAAGAUGAAGAUGGUUGGUGUUCCCGAAGCCUCAUUCGACAUUUUCGCAGCCAAGUUCCUCGCUUUGGGAUACAAGGUGGGCCGUGUCGACCAGACAGAAACCGCCGUGGCCAAGGGAAUGCGUGUUGGCGAACGCUCACGUGGCGGUGGCUCUGAAAUCGUCAACCGUGAGCUUAGACACGUGCUCACCAGUGGAACCAUUGUCGACGCUGCAUCAUUGCCCGACGAUCUCAACAACUACUGCGUAUCGAUCAAAGAAUCUGCCACCACCGGUCGCAAUGGGCCCAUCUUUGGCGUGUGCACGCUUGACGCAGCAACGGCUGAAUUCAACCUCACUGAAUUUGAAGACGACGAGUCAAGGACGAGACUCGAGACCUUACUCCGCUCGCUGCGACUGAAGGAAGUACUCCACGAAAAAGGUGGGCUUACAGCACCGACGCUGAGGGUUCUCCGCAGCACGGUUCCCAGCACAGCUCAAAUCACCAUGCUUAAGCCUGGCCUCGAGUUCCUUGAGCCCGAAACCACUUUACGCAAGCUCAACGCCCUCUUUAAUCCUGACGUCGACGCCGAGGCCCGUUUGGACUCUCUUGACGCCGUCGAUCCAUCCUUGCUUCCGGAAGGCAUCGCUUCCAUGGUGCAUCGACCUUGCGCCAUGUCGGCGCUCGGCGGCAUGCUCUGCUACCUGGCUCAACUCAAUCUCGACCGCGAUCUAUGCUCCAGCCGCAACUUUAACAUUUUCGACCCGCUGCAUCAGGACAAGUGUCUCGUUCUCGAUGCACAAUCGCUUACACACCUCAACGUGCUCCAGAACGACGAGGGGACCGAUGAAGGUACGCUCCACCGCCUGCUCAAUCGUUGUGUGACGCCCUUUGGUAAGCGUCUCUUCAAGAUCUGGCUGGUCGCUCCACUUGCCACCGCUGAUGCAAUCAACGCACGUCAAGAUGCAGUCGAGGAUCUGCUCAAGAACCCUUGCUUUGGCGACCAGUUUGAAACAUUUGGCAAAGCUCUUCCCGACAUUGAGCGUAUCGUGCCGCGCGUGCGAGCCGGCAAGUGCCGACCCCGUGACUUCACUGCAGUGCUUAAGUCGCUGGGUCACUUCGAAAAGGCGAUCAAGCAGCUUCGUAAUCAAUGCGAAGGCUUUUCAACCGAUGUCAUGGAUGGCCUUCUCAAGUCCGUCCCAGCGGUGUCUGCAAUCGCCCGCGAGCUGCAGUCGAGCUUCAAAGUCACGGAGGACGGCUCCUUUACUCCGAUCGAGGGCGCCUUCGAGCUUUAUGAUCGAGCAGAGGCAGCUAUCGCUGAGGUCGAGGCUCAGCUCGAGCAUGAGAUUGAGUCCUACCGCAAGCAGCUCAAACUCAACCCCGUCAAGUGUGCGUGGAAGCAUCUCGGCACCAAGGACAUUUUCCAGAUCGAGGUGCCCGUUGCUACCAAAGUGCCCAGCAACUGGACCAAGCUUAGUGGCACCAAGGAUCGAAAUCGCUGGUAUUCGCCCAAGGUGCGCGAUCUUGUGCAAGAGAUCAAGGAAGCUCGCGAGACCCGCCUUGCGACGCUCAAGCAAUUCCAUCAGAGCCUAUUCGCCAGCUUCUCCGAGCAGAGCGACGUGUUCCUUCGAGCUGUCAAGACGAUCGCCGAGAUCGACUGUCUCCUCUCGCUGGCCAAGGCGUCGUACGCGAUCGGCGAACCCUCGUGCCGGCCCGAGCUGGUGCACAAUGAGACGGCGCUGAUCGAGUUCGAAGAGCUGCGCCACCCAUGCAUCGCGGGCGAUAAUGUCGAUUUUAUCCCCAACGACAUUCGACUUGGCGGCAAGAAUGAUGAGGUGGUCAUCUUGACAGGCGGAAACAUGGCAGGUAAGAGUACCACUGCACGUACCUGUGCUACCGCCGUAAUUCUCGCGCAGCUGGGCUGUCGCGUGCCGGCUUUGAGCGCACGUUUGUCGCCUGUGGACCGCAUUGCCUCUCGAAUGGGCGCCAAUGACCAGAUCUUCGGCAACAACAGUACCUUCAUGGUUGAGAUGCUCGAAGCUUCGCGCAUCAUCAACGAGUGCACGCCCCGCUCGCUGGUCAUCAUGGAUGAGCUGGGUCGAGGCACCAGCACGUUUGACGGUCAAGCCAUCGCUUUUGCUGUGCUUCAUCACCUGGUCAGCCGUACGCGCUGCUUGGCUUUUUUCCUCACGCACUACACCAAUCUGGCGUACGACUUUGACUCGUACUCGCGCGUCAGCAACAAGCACAUGCAGGUGCUGGUGGAUGACGACAAGCGCGAAGUUAUUUUCACAUACCGCCUCAUUGAUGGCAUCGCCGAGUCCUCCUACGGCACUCAAGUUGCAGCGUUGGCUGGCGUGCCGCACGAGAUUUGUGAUCGCGCAGCUGUGGUCUCGAAGCAAUUUGCCGACGCAACCAAAGCGAGCCAGUCGGAGAAAAACAAGAGCGCUAUCCCGCUGACCUUGCUGAGCGACUUUGUUCACCUCUUUCAGCUGGCCAAAGGGCAAGCACCUGCGCCUAGCGACCGGAGUGCAGAAGCAAAGGCGCUUACUACCCUCUCGCAGCUCGAUAUCAUUCGCUCUCAAGUCGCCGAUUUAGCUAAAGGAUCUUCUAUCCGCGCUUCCACGUCAUCCGUGAGCGCCCCUUCAACUUCCAUCUCGACCUGUACGUAG